CUUAGAGACCGGGCGCGCGCAUGGAAGGACGUGGUGGCCGGGGCGCAGUGUUCUGGGAGAAGACGGCCGGAGAAUGCCACUCUGGGUCCUGCCCCAGUGCCGUGGUGAUCCAGCGACGUCCCGCCCGAGUACCAGGCUCGGUGAGCAGCUGACCGCCUGCUCCGGAACUAGCGAUGCCCGGACCUAGCCGCCGAGACACGUCAGCGUUCAUGCCGCUGAACGUGGACACGCGAAGGCUGGCUGCAGCCAGUCACCGUCCCAUCUAUAGACCUGAACUGGGCCGGUGCGCAGAAAGAGCGCCAGCAGGCACGAGCCCCGCUCUGCCGGAGCGCGACAGCUCUCUAGCGGUUGUGCCUUCGUCACGUCAGCCGGGGCAGCGGUGACGCCGGACACCAGCGAUGACUGAUCACGACCGGGUUGCGACGACGGACCACAGACCGGGUGGCGAAGACAUCCACAAUGGACAUAAGCGGUACUGUGGUACUUCUGUGUUUGGAAGUGAUUGGCGCUGAACAUGGCAUCAUUUGUUAUCAUAGUGAGCACGAUCCUCUUGGCUUGGACCUGUCGUUGCGACGACGCAUCAUGUGGACUGAAGAGGUUCAAGCCAUUGCCAAGUGGGAAAGCACGGACCGCAGAGUGGCCUUGGAUGGCUUCAAUCAUGGAGUACAAUCAGCGAAAGUCACCUGACUACCUCUGUGCCGGUGUUCUGAUCAGCGAGCGACAUGUCUUAACAGCGGCUCACUGCUUUGACCCGAGACCACAGAACCCACGACUGUACUCAGUUCAACUCGAGUCAGAGUCCACCGAAUCCGGAGUGGAGUACAGCGUUUACGACGUGGAGGUGCACCCAGACUACCUGCCCGGGAGCAGCUACUACGACCUGGCCGUGAUGACGCUGCGCCGUAACGUGGCCAACGAUACGAUGCCCAUCUGCCUGCCCACCCGUACCGACGCCUUCGACAAGAGGCUGUCUUACGUGCUCGAAUGGUCGCCCAAGUAUUACGGAAAUAAAUCGCCCAUGGCACUGCGCGCUCGUCGGGCCCUCGUCGCAAACAACGGAGACUGCAGCGAGUUUUUCGAGAACGUGAGGGUGCGUGAGCUUCCGAGAGGCAUCAUCGCUGGCCAGAUGUGCACCGACAUCCAGGAAGUCGAAGGCAGCUGUGACCGCUACAUGGGUUCACCGAUGAUCGUGCCGGAUCGAAGUUACCGCUGGUCGGCGGUCGGUGUGGCCACGUUUGGAGAGAAGUGCGACGACCACAAUUUCCCCGGAGUGUACACCAAGGUCACACACUACUUGGCUUGGAUCCAACGCGUAAUGAAAAGCACUUAAUCGUUGCUUCCGAUUAUCCGUUCACUCAAACAUCAAACUGACCAUGUAUUCGCACCUUCUAGCCAUUAUUGCUGCAAUAAAGUUGCGGUAACGGUUGAAUCAU
Molecule: messenger RNA, 1433 nt
Organism: Dermacentor albipictus
Lineage: Eukaryota; Metazoa; Arthropoda; Arachnida; Ixodida; Ixodidae
Product: clotting factor B-like
Biological process (GO): proteolysis
Molecular function (GO): serine-type endopeptidase activity
Source: RefSeq, a predicted model, not a curated record